ACCAUGACUUCACUUGGUUCUGAACUGAUCAGGCUCUGGGACUCAGGCAAAGAGAGAGAGUGUGCCAAGGAAGGAGGUCGUGUUUCCUCUCACUGUUUACCCUCCGGUCCAGAUUUUUCUUCAAAAGAAAUCUGAGUGGUCUGACAGGCUUUCUUAGUUAAGCUGUCUUCCUGAGUUUGUUUGGAGCCACCGCAUCAUGGAUAAAGAACUCCCUAAAGCCGCUCCCAGUGAGAGCACACUGAACAUCAAGGAGCCUGACAAAGCCUUCAAAUGCAAGAAGCCCACCAAAAACGUGCUGAUCUUUUUAAUCGACAGACAACGGGGCAGGCCCAGAAAUGACAUCGACCUGUCAAGGUGGAUAUGGAUGCCGUCAUAAAGCAACUCCAGGGUGAAAAUGGCCUUGGACAAAAAAUCGUGGGGCUUAUGUGCUGAGGCCUGCCCAAAAUAAACAUAAUCAGAACAAUAAAGUCAUCCCAUGUUUGAGCCAUUAAAAC
Callithrix jacchus (white-tufted-ear marmoset) is the source of this 494-nucleotide messenger RNA. NCBI's taxonomy places the organism in Eukaryota, Metazoa, Chordata, Mammalia, Primates, Cebidae. The record is from RefSeq and is a predicted model, not a curated record.